Micromonas commoda is the source of this 1260-nucleotide messenger RNA. RefSeq lists its product with no specific name. The transcript has a single exon. Bases 1 to 1260 code for a protein of 419 amino acids. The record is from RefSeq and is a predicted model, not a curated record. Gene Ontology annotation, molecular function: phosphatidylcholine lysophospholipase A1 activity. NCBI's taxonomy places the organism in Eukaryota, Viridiplantae, Chlorophyta, Mamiellophyceae, Mamiellales, Mamiellaceae.
AUGAACCCCCCGAUCGACCCGCCCGGCGGCGAGAUCGAGGAGGCGCCCCUCCCUCACUCGUCGUCAUCUGGGGCGGACGUCGAGUCGGGCCCCGGCGCUCCGCCGAAGGUUCCGCCCCCCGCGAAGGCGUGGACCAUGAUCAUCGGCGCGUUCGUGGUGCUCAUGUUCAUGCUCGCCUCCGUGCGCACCACCACCGCCAUGCGCCAGCGCGUGCGGGACUCCACGCUCGAGCAAAUUCCCAACGCGGACGGCAGCGCUGAGAAGGUGCCCGUCUUUGGCCCCGAGAUUCCCCGCAUACGCAGCAAGGGAACGCUGUGCAUCAAGCACCCGCACCACCUUCCCAUCGCCGCGGAGGUUCCCCCGCCCGAACCCGAGCCCCAGGAGGUCAACGCCGUCGCCUGGCGCAAGUUCGCCGACGCCCUCGCCGACGAAGCCGCCAUCGACGGAUCCAAGAUUGUCCUCCUCGGCGAUUCCAUCACCGAGGCGUGGCGAGGCACGCAGCUGGACAUCCGCCAGAAGCAGUACGACCGAGCGGGCGACAUCAUCCGCAAGACGCUCGGGGACAUGGACCCGAGAAUCCUCGCCAUCGCGGGCGACCAGACCAAGCACCUGAUGUGGCGGCUGGAACACGGCGGGUUCCCUUCGGAAAAGUCACCGCCAGACUACGUGACGCUGAUGAUCGGGACCAACGACGUGGGCGCGGCGGUGCGCACCAAGAACGGGGGAUGGCAGAACGGCAUGUGCGUGUCCGACGAUAACGUCGGGGACUCGCUCGACGCCGUGGACCCGACCGUGGCGGGCGUCAAGGCGAUCGUCGAGAAGAUUCGCAAGCUGGCGCCCAAGGCGAGGUUGGUGGUGCUGGGUCUGACGCCCCGCGGGGAGAAGCACGGGAAGGGCUGGAGCGAGCGGCGGAGCUACCUGCAGCCGUCGCUGUUCACCGCGGCGAUCGACGAGAUCAACCGCCGGGUGGAGGAGUACGUGGCGUCCGUGGAGGAGGUGAACAGGCGGCGGCCGACGAAGGGUCUGUUUGGCAAGCGACGGGGCGUGACGGUUUUCCAGCCGUGCGCUGAGGGGUUCCUGAAGAACGACGGGGGCGAGAUCCGAAAGGAUCUCAUGCGCGACGCGCUGCAUCCGUCGGGCCGCGGGCUGGACGUGCUGAUGCGGUGCAUCACGGACGGCAUGGACAAGGCGAACGUGGAGCACGAUCGUCUCGUGGCCGCCGGGGAGGAAGACGCGGGAGAAGACGCGGAGCAGCCGUGA